AACAGGUUUAAACCUUAAAUUAAAAGCCCAAAAUUCCUAGGGUUUCGGUUUCGAAAUACUGAAAGGGGAAAAUUUGCAGAGUAAAGCCAUCAACUCCAAUGGUGUGCGAGAAGUGUCAGAAGAAGCUAUCAAAGGUGAUAGUGCCAGAUAAGUGGAAGGAAGGCGCCAGCAACACCACCGAAAGCGGUGGCCGGAAAGUCAACGAGAAUAAGCUCCUAUCAAAAAAGCACAGAUGGACACCUUAUGGAAAUACAAAGUGCAUCAUUUGCAAGCAGCAAGUGCAUCAAGAUGCCAAGUACUGUCACACCUGUGCUUAUUCCAAAGGCGUAUGCGCGAUGUGCGGUAAGCAAGUGCUCGACACCAAGCUUUACAAGCAGAGUAACGUAUAAUCGAAGGGGGAUAUAAGCUGGUCGUUGAGUAGAUAUCAUAACUGGUAUUUAUCAUUGUUAACGCACCUACUUGGAUCAAAAGAGGCAUAAAAUUGUUGAUGCUGCUUGUUUUGUAGUCCUCUUUCUGAUCAUUUGUACUAGAAAACAGAUAAUCUCAUUUUUUAUUCAAGUAUGUAUUAAUCGUGUCUA
Messenger RNA from Gossypium raimondii (Peruvian cotton), 578 nucleotides. RefSeq lists its product as uncharacterized. NCBI's taxonomy places the organism in Eukaryota, Viridiplantae, Streptophyta, Magnoliopsida, Malvales, Malvaceae. The record is from RefSeq and is a predicted model, not a curated record. Gene Ontology annotation, biological process: cytoplasmic microtubule organization. Gene Ontology annotation, molecular function: microtubule binding. The transcript is spliced from 4 exons. The coding region runs from base 99 to 389 and encodes 96 amino acids.